This is a messenger RNA of Spodoptera littoralis (African cotton leafworm), 1788 nucleotides long. The record is from the annotation of a GenBank genome assembly. NCBI's taxonomy places the organism in Eukaryota, Metazoa, Arthropoda, Insecta, Lepidoptera, Noctuidae.
AUGGUUUACUACCACACAUCUGGAAACGUUAAAAUGCUUAGAAAUGUCCUCCUCGAUUAUGGAGCUACCAGUGAAAUAUCACCUUAUGAAUAUAUGAAAGCAUACAUAGAAAAAUGUCCAGAGGACAUCGAUGACACCAAACUAUCAUGGAUAGCCGAAACAUUUCUGGGAUUUAAUAGACAUAAGCAGUUUUUGACGGAUAUUGCAUCACAUUUAUCUGAAGAACUCUCAGACGAUGACCAAGAAUACUUCAUGAUCAUCUUUCAUGCUGUCACUUUCCAAUGUAAACCAAAAGAUAUGCACUACCUGUACAAGUGUCUCUUCAACUUAAGUAAGCCUCUUUUAAGUACAUUCACGAAAUUUUUGAGUAACAAUGAAGUACUUACAUUUAUUUCGCAAGUUGCGCAAGCUAAUUAUGAUACAACAUAUAUAACUGAAAAAAUUAUUGGGCCAUUAUUCGAAUGGCAGCCUUAUAUUAGUGAUAUGGGACACACCUACGCGGAACAUGUAAAAAAGAUAGAAAGUAGGAAAUUAAAACCUCCCACUGUACCUAUCCAACCAAAUGUUUUAAAUCGUAAAGGAAAAGAUACAACGCUGCCUCUUGUCCAGUCUGCGAUUAUGCCAGCUACUCCUCCAAACUCAAUGCUUGUGCAUAAAAAGAAAAGAAUGCUUACAAAAUCUGCGAUUGAUCAAAAAUUAAAACAAAUUCAUGAAAAAAAUAAACAAAAAGCUAUACACCUUUUAAAUGAUGUUAAAAAUAAAGAUUUUCAUUAUGCUCAACAAAAGUCUGAAAAGUUUUUCAAACGUAUUUCCAGUAUCAGAGACGAAAUCGAAACAGAAUUUGCGAAACCAAAGCAAAAACAAAAGUCUAUGAUAAAAGCAAAUCCACCGCCAGUAAAAGAAAAUGUUGCAACUGUGAAAAGAAUGAACAAACGAAUACAACUGGCAGAAGAAGAAGAGGUACAGUGGUUACAAAAUGUUAUGAAGUCUUGCAGGAAUACUGUCAAAAUUGAUGAAUUAACUGAACAAGACAGACAAGAAAGAGAAAGACAAAGAUUAUUAGAUAUAGAGAAAAAACAUUUGAUGGGUCAAAUAAGCUAUGAAGAAGCCGUACUUGCAAAAAAGAAAAUGGUGGAAGAUAAUAAAAAGAAAUAUGAAGAGUUUUUAAAAGAAAAGGAAACUUGGAACGAAGAAAUAGAACGUUGGAAAAAACAUGAAAUGGAUAAAAACCGUAAACUAGCUGAAAAGCUUUCACUGGGUGAAUUGAAUUUAAUUCAGACUAAAGGCGAAAUUCUUAUGAAGAAAAAGGAAAUGGCAGAAAGAAUUAAAAAGGAAUCUGAGUUGAUUUUAGCGCAAACCAUCAAAGAAAAACAAGAGGAAUUAGAUCGCAGAAUUACCAUGAUUAAGGAAAUUAAAAUAUUGGCUGCUAUUGCUAAGAAAGCAAGAGUACCUAAAGUAAUUGAUCUCACAGAAACAGCUAGACUUGGUUUGCUCUGUGAAAUGUCUAUAGCUGAACUGCAAGAAAGACUAAGCGCCAUGAAAAUGUCUUUAAAGGAGGAACUGGACAAGAAGAAGUCGCUUAUUAAAGAGGAAAAUAAAGCCGCUAAGCAAGAACUUGAAGAGACAAAGCAGUCUGUUAAGAAUUACAUUAGCGAGCGUGCAAUGUUACGAAAAUAUAAUAAAAAGUCGAACCUAACGAUAGUUAGUAGUACUUCAUCGAAGGAAAUAAACGACUUGAAGAAGGUAUUAGAGGAAAAACGAAAAAUGCGUAUAAAGUUGAGCAUCUGA